Tyto alba (common barn owl) is the source of this 9388-nucleotide messenger RNA. It is a transcript of the gene SLC6A2, whose product is annotated as solute carrier family 6 member 2. The transcript has 14 exons. Lineage: Eukaryota; Metazoa; Chordata; Aves; Strigiformes; Tytonidae. Gene Ontology annotation, biological process: sodium ion transmembrane transport; dopamine uptake involved in synaptic transmission. The record is from RefSeq and is a predicted model, not a curated record. Gene Ontology annotation, molecular function: neurotransmitter:sodium symporter activity; norepinephrine:sodium symporter activity; dopamine:sodium symporter activity. Gene Ontology annotation, cellular component: presynaptic membrane; plasma membrane; neuron projection. Bases 1 to 2037 code for a protein of 678 amino acids.
AUGGCUCUUAUUACGGCCGUGCCUCGCUCCUGCCGCGCUGACACCGGCGGGCUGGAGCGCGGAGUCGCCUCCAGCGGGAAGUGCACUUCCGUUAUCUGCGCUCCCACACCCCGCCUCGCCCGCUCCCCCGCCUCAGCUCGCUCUCUCUGGAUGUUUAAGGCGAGGAUGAACAAACAGAUCCAGCCCGACCGCAAAGUGUCGGUGGUGGCCCCCUUGCCGGACCGCGCGGGGCCGCCGCCCCCGAGGAAGGACGUGGAGCUGAUCCUGGUGAAGGAGCACAACGGGGUGCAGUACACCAGCAGCAGCCUCCUGCCCGCCGCCCCCGCGCCGCGCUACGGCGCCCAGGACAGGGAGACCUGGGGCAAGAAGAUCGACUUCCUCCUCUCCGUCAUCGGCUUCGCCGUGGACCUGGCCAACGUCUGGCGAUUUCCCUACCUCUGCUACAAAAAUGGAGGGGGUGCUUUUCUUAUUCCCUACAUCCUCUUCUUAAUCAUUGCUGGAAUGCCCCUGUUCUAUAUGGAAUUGGCAUUGGGACAAUAUAACCGAGAGGGGGCUGCCACUGUGUGGAAAAUCUGUCCAGUUUUCAAAGGUGUAGGCUAUGCAGUGAUACUCAUAGCUCUUUACGUGGGUUUCUACUACAACGUUAUCAUAGCUUGGUCUCUGUAUUAUCUAUUUUCAUCAUUCACAUUUGAGCUCCCCUGGACAAACUGCGACAACAGUUGGAACAGUCCAAACUGUACAGAUCCCAAACUCUUCAAUGCAUCAGUGCUUGGCAAUGGUACCAAAUACUCGAAGUACAAGCUCACUCCUGCAGCUGAAUUUUAUGAGCGAGGAGUUCUGCACCUGCAUGAAAGCCGCGGAAUCCAUGACCUUGGUUUGCCUCGCUGGCAACUUUCCCUCUGCCUCUUGGUGGUGGUAAUCAUUCUUUUCUUUAGUCUGUGGAAAGGCGUGAAGACUUCAGGAAAGGUUGUUUGGAUAACAGCCACUUUGCCUUAUGUUGUGUUAUUUGUCUUGUUAAUACAUGGAAUAACCCUGCCUGGUGCAUACAAUGGAAUAAAUGCAUACCUGCACAUAGAUUUCAGAAGAUUAAAAGAAGCCACAGUAUGGAUUGAUGCAGCUACUCAGAUAUUCUACUCCUUAGGAGCCGGGUUUGGCGUUUUAAUUGCAUUUGCCAGUUACAAUAAGUUUGACAACAACUGUUACAGGGAUGCUCUGCUGACUAGUACCAUUAACUGUGUCACAAGCUUCAUCUCAGGAUUCGCAAUUUUCUCCAUACUGGGCUACAUGGCUCAUGAGCACAAAGUUAAAAUUGAGGAUGUAGCCACUGAAGGAGCUGGUUUAGUUUUCAUCCUCUAUCCAGAGGCAAUUUCAACUCUUUCAGGAUCUACGUUUUGGGCUGUGGUAUUCUUCAUCAUGCUCCUUACUCUUGGCAUUGACAGUUCUAUGGGUGGAAUGGAGGCUGUCAUCACUGGCUUGGCAGAUGAUUUCCAAAUUCUGAAGCAGCACAGAAAGCUCUUCACCUUUGGUGUUUCUUUUGGCACUUUCCUACUUGCCCUUUUUUGCAUCACCAAUGGUGGAAUUUACGUGCUCACACUUCUGGACACAUUUGCAGCUGGGACUUCAAUAUUGUUUGCUGUUCUAAUGGAGGCAAUUGGAGUUUCCUGGUUUUAUGGUGUGGACAGAUUCAGUGAAGAUAUUCAACAAAUGAUGGGCUUCAAGCCAGGCCUCUACUGGAGAUUGUGCUGGAAAUUUGUUAGCCCUGCUUUUUUAUUGUUUGUUGUGAUAGUCAGCAUAAUAAAUUUCAAACCUCUGACCUACGACGACUACACCUUCCCUCUCUGGGCAAAUCGCAUUGGCUGGGGAAUAGCAUUAUCUUCAAUGAUACUUGUGCCUGCCUAUAUUAUCUAUAAAUUUAUGAAUGUGCGUGGGACCUUUAAAGAAAGACUAGCUUACUGCAUCACACCUGAAAAUGAGCACCAACUCGUGGCCCAAGGAAAUGUCAGGCAGUUUAAGCUUCAACACUGGCUAGCAAUAUGACAACCAACAGGUUGAUGAAAAUGCCAAUAUGUUAAGGUAAACUGAGAAUACAGAAAAGUCAAGUUCAAAGCUCCCCUACUAUGCUUGGACCAGGCUGGCUCAGAGCUUAUCUACUGACUCUCUGAGGGAAGACAUCUGCUCUCUGUUCUCAAUGCCUCCCUUCUAUUACUUGGCUUCAAGUGAUCUUUAAAGACUCCAUUUAAUUUUUCUUACAUCCUUUGGUGCCAUGAGAUCCCUAUAUGACCAAAACUUGUGAGUUUUGCUAUUAGCAGAAGUGGAGGAGGGGGGAGCAGAGAAAAAAAAGCAAUCAACAUAAGUUAAAUGCUCUUUCAUUGUGAAGAAGUGAAUUAAACUUUUCUGAUAGUAAUAAUUACUUCAGAUAUUCAUGCCAUGACCUAUUUUAAGCAAACACCACCUGAACGUUCUUAGAUCUAAGGAAAGAGUACAUCUCAAUUAUGAGGAAAGAGCAUUGUUAACUAUGUACUAAUGUCAUUAGCUUUCUUGCCAUACUAUCCUUUGGGAUAUGAGUUUGCAUCCUUCUGAAGUGAAGACUCAGUGCUUCAUUUUCAGUGGUUUGUUAUUAGUUUCUUCUCUUGGUGAAGAAGGUUGUCUUUGCUGUAUAUGUCCAUACCAUUUUCUGUUAAGUUUAAUUACAAAAGCUGAAAAGCAGCAGGAACAGAAUUCCUGUUAUAGAUACUAAGUACAGACUACAGUUUAAUACCACACUGUACUUAGGGAAAACUAGAUUCAUUUAUAUCAACAAUUGAAAUGUCUUUAUCAUGUGAUCCAUACUUCACAGACUUUCAAGCCAAGGAUGAAAGUUACAUGCAAAUAGACUUUCAUCUUUUUGUUGUAUUUUGUUCCAAAUAAAGAAUGUAAAACACAUAGGAAGAGAGAAUAAUUUUUAGCAUUUCAUAAUCUAUCCAGAGGCACCGAAAUACCAGACUUUGGCUUUACUAUCCUGCAGUGAACAUGCUAUUAUUAUAAUUUAACCUGGAUUCACGUACCAAAACAUAGUAAGAUUGUGUUGAAUAAUUUAGAAGGAUAUUUUAGGCAUACUCAACUCUCAGACUAGUCGAGCUCUUCUUUCUGGUAGUAUUAUACAAGGAAGAAGAUACAGAACAAACUCUGCAUUUGGGUGCUGUUCUUAUUCUGUGGUCACUUAUCACUGUAGUAGCUUCCCAGUGAUCACUAGAUUUGGUAGUUUUGAGUUAUUUCUCGUACUUAUUUAGCACUAGAUCUACAAUAAUUUUCAGAGGCAGUCGCUUCUCAGCCAAAUCCAGCCCAGAGUUUACCUCUAGACCUUACCUCUGAAUUUUUUUGCCUUUAUACGUUCAAUUCAUCUUGUCUUUUAAAUGUAUGUAGUGCUUCCUCUUUUUAAAAAGACCAUUUAAAAGGAUGGGGCUUUUUUAUUUAUAAAACAAUUUUUGUAGAGGUAUUUUUUGCCUUUUUUAAAAUAGCCCAGUUUAAAAGUACCAGGUGAUUUUAGCCAUUUCCAUUUAACAUUGAUUUCUGCUCAAAAUAAUGGAAGGAAAAUUUCUCUCCUUAUUCAUCCUUUUCCUCCAACAUAACACUUUAGAACACACUGAGUAUUGUCCUUUGCUUAAAGAGUCUCUGUGACAAAUAGUAGUUUUAUUUAAACAGGGGUUUAAACUCAAAGGAUACUUUCUAAUUAUAAAGGAAGUCCUAUUUUCUGGCCCAGCUGAUGGCUGAUAGCUGUUUAAACCCUGUUAUUAAAUACACUUCAAUAAUAAAGGAAUUUCAGAUGUUGCGGUUCUAGUUCCAUAAUUACAUAAGAGGCCAAACAGUGAAUAUACGUUGAAGGCUUCAAAAAAGCCAUCCCACUAACUUCAUAGUUAAUCCCAUUUUUAUUGUUUGCUAAACUACAUGAGAAUCUUUUCAUUGUUAUAAAGCUUACUUUUCAGUAAUACAGCUGCUUCAGUCACUGCCUUGGCAUGGCUCAAAAGCUUCUUAGCACAGAUAUAAUUACUAAGUUUUUAAACUCUUAGGGGGCUCUAACAUGGAACUUUACUAGCUUGUCAAAUUAUGCAUUGUUUGGUUCGAUCCUGACUGGAAAUGCUGACAACAACCAUCAAUGUUCACUUGUGACACACCCCAUCAUCACUAUCCCUAUAGCAAAAACCAUGCAGGAAAAGUUCAUCACCAGUCUGCUGUGAAAUAGGAACAAAGCUAUCUUAACAUGGGAAUGAAAUCAGCUUUACCCAGCAUAUUAGGGUUUGAUUGUAUUUUCAAUACCAACUCCCAAGACAAUUACUUGCUACAUUAUUUUUAUUUCUGUUACUGUAUGCCUUCUUCAGUUUAGUGUAGUACUUAUAGCUCAGGACUCCAUUGCACUAUUGCCAUCUCGUUCUGAAGUUUUAUAGACAAAAAACCUGCAAUCUAUACAGAAGACAACAGACAAAUCAGAGAAAGCAGCAAUCUUAUCACUAGAAAUAGCCUGAAUGAAAAAGAUAACACACAUUACAUGACUGCACAGCUAGACUUUAAGUUCAAGAGGUUGCCCAAAGGAAGUCUCCCCAAACAUAAUACGAAUUCUGUCCCAGAGAUGAAGAACAAUAUCUUCAAUUCUCCACAGAAUAAGAUGCUCAACUACCUCAUGCCUCUUGGACAAUAAAUGAUGCCAUUAGACACAAACUAUCAUCCAUUCAAAUGACAAACACCUUUGUGAAGACCAGGUUAUAUUCUUUUCCUCCACUCAGUGAUAUGGUACAGACAGUCCAAUAAGAACUGCAGCCAGCUCCUCCUGCUUUGAGCUCCCAAAUACACUCUCAAUAUGGAAUAUAUCAAAUGCUACUAAGAUACUCAUCUCACUUCAGUUCAAACACUUGUAGUUUGAAAAAAAAAAAAAAAAAAAAACCAAACAAACAAAAAACAAUCACCCAAUCAGGUCCUUAUCACCCAUGUGCUUUAACUGCAAAUCUUCCCCUAACUCAGUCUUGAACUUUCAGGCAAGCAGCUAGCUCUUUCCCUCAGCUAUACCUAUGGUGGGAACAGGGGAACUGCUCUGGGGAACAGGGCUCUCCCAGCUAUCCCCAUGGGAUUGCAAGUAUAUGCUGAUGGAGCAGGCAGCCCACUUCUAAAACAAUAGAAUUUCUGAUACACGCUUAUUCAAGAUACAGUAUCAUCUGCUUGCUAAUUAUGUUGAUUGUUUUAAUAACAAGCCAGUGAGAAGAAUUCAGUGAAGCAAUUAAAUAGCUCAUUUGACAGUUCCAGAAAAUAUAUUCUUGAAAGCCUUUUUUUUUAGUCUGAUAAAGGAAGCAGCCAUCACAUAUAUUAAAAUCCCUUUUCUGACCUUCCUUCCUGCCUGUGACCCAUAUGGUUUCAUCAAAUCACAGCCAGUUAGUUAACACCAAGGAAAGAGAUCCUCCAUUUUCUUUGUUCCCAUCCUGCUCUCAUUCAGCAGGAUAUUUUUUCAGAUACUUGGUACUGUUCUAAAGCUGCAUUCCUAAAACUCCAUAGAUUUAGAUUUCUGGUAGAAACAGUGGGUCUUUCAUGGGCAACAGUCAAAAAAGCACUAGUGCCAGUUAGUGUUCGACCCCUGUUCGAACCGUAUCUUUUUUGUCAGUCCUUCUUGUGUUCUGUCAUGUCCUGAGGCAUACGCUGGCAACACUUGAAAGACAUCUUACCAUAGUGAGGGAUCUUGCAGGAAAUCCAGGAUCAAACAUGAUAUUUUAAAUAUAAAAUGUAGAAGAAAUACUUGGCUGUUAACUAUUGUACAUUCCCUAACUGCACGUGCAAUGUAUGCUGUAUGUAAUUUUCCCAGAGGAAAUUUGCUAUAAUUGGUCAUUUCUUCUCAGCAAAAUACCAUUUAAAUGCUAUUAUUUAAAAAGGUCAAUGACAAACAUUUUGUAUAUACAUCCACUUCUUAAACUAUUGUUUUGACAUGAAUUAAGUUCAUUUUGUCCUGUCAGGUUGUAGGAGGCCAUGUAGAAAGUUGGUUUGCUUUUAAUGUCUCUUUUGCAGUUCUUCCAACUCAUACAGCAUUAAUUAGUGGAUACUUGCUUUUAUGGGAGUAAAUAGCUUUCAUUCAUAUCCUGGACUGAUUCACUAAAUUUCAUGAGGCAUUGGCAAACACUUAAGAAUUUAUUUCCUAAGAACCAAAUUGAAACCGUAGAUCAACAAUUUCAAAAGAGAUGAGAGCUACAAAUGUUUCAUUUGCAGUGCCCUGUUAAAACAUUGUUAAAUGUGCCUGGAGGACUCAGAUGUAAGACAGUUAUCACAGCUCAGCAAAUGACAGUAUAUAAUCUACCUGCAGAAAUUAGGUGUGCACUCUGAGCCUCUCAGAGCAGUAAAAUAGGAUACAUUUGUUCUGAUACACUUUAUUUUCUCAGGGCUAAAAGUAUUCAUGAGCCACAGAUCAGCUCAUGUGCAAAACCUCAAUCUUCUUAAUUUACAGAUCAACGUAAUGUUUCAGAUUAGACCCUUGAACAAGUUUGGAGUGUUUUGGCUAUAGUACAGGGAGAGAGAUCUUCUGGAAACACCUCCAAAAAGUCUCCUCCAAAGGAAAACACUUUUUCAGUCUACCUUCCUCUGACUCAUACCCAUGUUCCUGUUGGUGAUUGUGGGCUGACAUAGCUAAUCAGUGGAAAGUUGAGCUGUUAGAACAUGAAGCUAAAUUGUUUAUAAUACAUCACAGAAGUCAGAAAGAAGACCUUGAAGUGACCUUACUAGGUUCAUAUCUAUACACAACCUGGAAGUAGCAUAUGGACCAUCUUAAGCAAAGCUGGCCAGAAAUCACUGUUUAAGACUGAAUCUGUGAGCUGCUUGGACACCUGAAUUAUUAAGGGUCUUCCAUUUACUGACUAAUACUAGCUGGUACAUGAGAAAACCAGCCACAUUCUGCCUUCCUUCAGAAAAAAGGUACACUAGUACAGGAUACUGCAAAACAGACUGAAAAAAAUGUUUAUAAGUUCACGUACAGAAGCUAAGCCUUCAGUUAAGCCCUGUUACAUCUGUGACCUUGCACAACUGAGUUUCAGAGAGGAUCAUAAUAUAGAACAGCUUUAUCUCAAACAUCCACAUUUGAGUGUUUCUGUGUUGUGGAAAAUAGUUCUUUGUUCAGCCAUUUCAGCGUGUUGCUCAGACUUCAAAUUGGAACAUUUCACCAAGCACUUGCCCCUCUCUAACCCAUAUUCUCAAAAGACAGUUUUUGCUGACAAUCAGCCAAGACCACUCAGACUUACUGAGCAAGCAUGUAUGUGUUCCUUAGCUGUGAUUAGAUGUACAACUACUUGGUUUUGCCUGCUUAAGCUUAGCUGGGGAAUGACAAGACUUGUAAGCCAUGCCAUACACACAGAAACUUUUCCUAGGCCAAAAAAUCUCACAUCUUUGCACACUGUUCCUACUAAAAAUGGAAUCAACAUAGGACCAAGAUCCUCAGCUGGCAAUUAAUUUGUACAGUGUUAUUGUUCACUGCCUGAGACUGAAUUUAGAUGCAUCUACAUGCAUCAGAGACUACUAUAGAGAACUAGAUGGCCAAUGAAGACAUUUCAACCAGCAGAAAAACAUAAAAGCAGCUAUAUUACACUGUAAAGUAGAGAAUUUGAUCAGUUUUCCUUCACCAUGUAAAACCAGAAUACGUUUAGACAAAUUGUAAUCACUGUAUGCCUGACCUAGCAGAAGCACGCAGAGAAACAAGACAGCCAGAAGGCUACGUAACACAGGUAUCACGAUUGUAUUCAGCAAAACUGUCCUCCUCAGAAAAAUAUGUAGGUAUUUCAAUGCAAGUGGUUGGCGGGGAGCUGAGAAGAGAAGAAACUGAGAGGCUGAAGUGCCAGUCCAGCAGUGCAGCCCUCCUGCAAGUUAACCAUUACUGCCGGUAGCUUUCAGGUUGAGAACAGUGGGGCACCUUUGCCUAAGCACUGACAGCAAGAUUGGGCCACGUGUGUGCUUUGCUUUCCUCCUUUCUAAAGGUGUUUUGUUAGCUGCCACACUAAACAGAAGUUGCUUAAUUUCUUUAAUAAGCAAACAGAAUAUAUUCAGUGAACUAAGCAAAUGACUAAGCCUUAAACUGGCUCUCUUUUAAAGGUGUCUUGUUGUUUCUUGGUCACUGCCAAGAAGCCUCAAACUUGCAGGUGACCUGCAUUUGUAAUUUAUGUUGGACUCUGUGAACCUAUCUACAAGACUUAGCUUUUGUUUGCUAUGGGUAGCAUCAGUUACAAAGGGAGAAUCUCCAAAUAAUACAUUUUGGAUAUAACUUCUAAUAGGUCUGAUGAAGAUUUGCCUUACAAAUAAAAGCUUUAUAGUGAGCAUUUACUUGGUUUACACCAGUGUUUUACUUAAUUUUUAAUGCCUUUUUAUAGCAGUGACUAGACUUUACCUUAGAUAAGGGUAUCUCUGUAUAGGAAAUAUUUUAAUAUUUUUACCAGUUUUUUUAAUUUUCAUAGAAUAUAAGUGUAUAUUGUAAGGCGAGAAAUUCAACUUUGAUGUAACAAGGUUAUCACACAAGACCUAUUUCUCCAUUAUAAGAUUUUGUAGUCAGCCAGUCUAGUUCAGUAUGUUGGCCUUUGAUUAUAAAUGUAAAAAUGUGAUAAAGGAGAAUAGAACAUUAUCUACAGCUAAUGCGCAUUGUAGCACAAUAUUCUCCAUUGCUGCCUUAAUCUCAUAGAAGGAAGUCAUGUGUUUUUAAUUUAUAUUCUAAUAAAAAAAAAAAAAAAAAAAAGGAAAAGAAAAAAAAAUUCAGAGCAUCCUUUGGCUGCAAUUUUGUGUUGUUAGACAACAUUAAACCAAAUGUGUUAGUGUCUAGUAGAUCUACUUCCAAAGCAAGAAAUGACACUGCAGUUUUCAGGAACAAGUUUUCAUAGGAGUUCAAAACUUUCCACUAGUAAAAGUACUCUCCAAAGCACCCCAGUGACCAAUAGUGUCCAAACACAGCCACUACAUUUCCAUGCCUGAUUACAUUAAUUGUGCAAUCUGCAGGUCCAUUUGCCUUUUUUUUGUAAGUCUUUGGUUAUCUGGGGGAAAUGGCAUUUCAAUUACUUUUUUUUUUAUUUUUGAAAGGGAGACACCUACAUGCCCAUGUGUGUACUUAGAAGCAACUACAUUUCUUAUAAAUAUGGAUGUGGAUGUGUGUGAUGUGUGCUGGUUAACUAUACUUAAAAUGCUGAUGAAGAUGGUGAAUGUAAAGUAUUUGUCCUCAUUCCUCUGUCUUUCUGUGAUCAGUGUAAAUAAGAACUGUUUUAAGCUGUGCAUUAAUGUAACAGAUUAUUCCAAUAUUGUGUAUAAAGUUAUUUAAAUAAAAUCUAACAAAUAUGCACAUAAAAAGAGUAUAAAGAAAAGUCUUAUGUACCAAGAAUUUACUUAUGACAGUCAAUUAAAGGCUGAAAUGAAA